UUUCCAGUUUAUUUCGGGUGGUUGUUGCUCUUCACGGUGAUCGUGUUGAUCGGUACUGGGUGGUCUUUCUUGAAGCCCUUCCUACAGGAGAAGGAGAAGAAGGUGUUGAUGAUUGUGAUCCCUCUUCAGGUUUUGGCCAACGUUGCCUCCAUAGUGAUCGGGGAGACUGGACCCUUCAUUAAGGACUGGGUGACUUGGAAUCAGGUGUUCUUACUUGUUGAUAUCAUCUGUUGUUGCGCCAUUAUUUUCCCCAUUGUAUGGUCGAUUCGGUCCUUGAGGGAGACUUCCAAGACUGACGGAAAGGCAGCCAGGAACUUGGCUAAGUUGACUCUGUUUAGGCAGUUUUACAUUGUGGUAAUUGGGUAUUUGUAUUUUACAAGAAUUGUGGUCUUUGCACUGAAGACUAUUGCUGCUUACAAGUACCAGUGGGUGAGCACUGCUGCAGAGGAAACUGCCAGUCUCGUCUUUUAUGUGGUAAUGUUUUAUAUGUUUAGGCCAGUCGAGAGAAAUGAGUACUUUGUACUUGAUGAGGAGGAAGAGGAGGCUGCUGAAUUGGCUCUUAGAGACGAGGAGUUUGAGCUCUGAAAUUAGAGCUCUGGAUCUUUGUUGAUACUCCUUGUUGAGAGAUUUUAACUGUUGCUAAGGUGACACUGUCGAUACGGAAUGAGUUUGUUCGCUGAUAGAGAAUUUCUGGGUCAGGUCUGCUACUUCAGAUGCAGCUCCAGCUUUAUUUUGUUUUAAUUUAUUUUCCUGCAACAAGAACUUAAAUACUUUUUAGAUAGCCAGUAUAUUUCUGUUCAAUGGUAUCUUUCUAAAAUUUGUCGGAGCUCAUAUCCCUUUGAGCAAUAGAAUUGGUUAAGUUGCUUAGAGUAAGGUUCUUACCAAUUUCCUUUUGCUGUGUGGCUGUGUUAAGACUCAAUUACAUGUUACAGGUUUUAUUAUAACACGACGUAUCUCUUCAUUAUUCUGAAAA
Messenger RNA from Carica papaya (papaya), 973 nucleotides. Its product is annotated as protein CANDIDATE G PROTEIN-COUPLED RECEPTOR 7-like. The record is from RefSeq and is a predicted model, not a curated record. NCBI's taxonomy places the organism in Eukaryota, Viridiplantae, Streptophyta, Magnoliopsida, Brassicales, Caricaceae. Gene Ontology annotation, cellular component: membrane; Golgi apparatus. Gene Ontology annotation, biological process: transport.